This is a messenger RNA of Tricharina praecox, 1368 nucleotides long. RefSeq lists its product as uncharacterized. Bases 1 to 1368 code for a protein of 455 amino acids. The transcript has 3 exons. The record is from RefSeq and is a predicted model, not a curated record. Gene Ontology annotation, molecular function: protein binding. Lineage: Eukaryota; Fungi; Ascomycota; Pezizomycetes; Pezizales; Pyronemataceae.
AUGGCUUCCGUCUCCUCUCUCGAUAAAGACCUCGCACGUCUCCGCCGAUCAAAAUACACUCCCGAGGCGUCCGCGGCCGUGAGCACCUGGCUCAGCUCCACCCUUGGUGAAACACUGCCCGCAGGCGACCUCAUGGACAUUCUAAAAGACGGCACACUGCUUUGCCGACUGGCCAACCACCUCGCGAUCACCACCGGCGGCAAGCAGCUAAAGCCGAAGAAGUCCGCGAUGCCGUUCGUACAGAUGGAGAACAUCUCGCAAUUCCUGACUGCCAUCUCGUCGCCGCCCGUUUCGCUGCCGCCCCACGACCGCUUCCUGACCGUCGACCUCUUCGAGAAGAAGGAUCCCGCGCAGGUCCUGCAGUGCCUCGGUGCCUUCUCGCGCGUCGCCAACUCCCUCAACCCCACCACGUUUCCGGACACCGUGGGCGGGCUGAAGGGCGGUGCUACCCCGGUGGGCACGGGGGCCGCGGGGAAGCCACCGGCACCAACCGUGCCGGGAAAGAAGGUCACGGUGUCAGCGUGGGCGAAGCCGGGUCAGGAGGGGGCUACGGCCCCGGCGUGGAACGUCGCGCAGUAUGGUUACAUGGGCGGUGCCAGCCAGGGGAAUCAGGGGAUCAUGUUUGGUGGAAGACGGCAGAUCACGGCGACGCCGCCUUUAACGGCCGGGCCCGGCUCUGGUGGUACGGCUGGGGUGGCGACUGGCGCUGGGAUGCCGAAGCUGGAAACUACGACCACUACCGCGCAGGAGAGGGAGACGCUGAAGAAGCAGAAUGAAGCUGAGAGGUUGGCGUUGCGCAGGCGAGAUGAGGAGGAGAAGAGCGCGCUGCUGAAGAAGCAGGGCGAGGAGAGGACGUUGAAAGAGGAGAUGCGGCUUCGGGAGGAGGAGAAAAUACGGAAGGCGGCGGCUGCAAAGGUUGAGGAGGAAAAACUACGGAAGGCGGCGGCGUUUAUACAGCUUGAUGAGGAGAAAGUACGGAAGGCGGCGGCGGCUACACAGCUUGAGGAGGAGAAGGUACGGAAGGCGGCGGCUAUCAAGCUCGAGGAGGAAAAGUCUCGUCAAGCGGCGGCAAGGAGGAACUCCUGCAACAAGCGGCGACCAUACGACAACAAAAAGAAAGCGAGCUCCUCCGGCGCCGACAAGAAGACGAAAACCACGCCGAACGCACACGACAAGCGGACGAAAAACGCCGGUGGCAGGAAGAACGCGAGCAGGAUGAGCGGGAACACCAAGCCCAGGUCGAAGAGCAGAAGCGUCGGUGGCACGAAGAGGAAGAGCAGCGCAGGGAAUGGCAAGCCGAGAAAGACCUGCAGCGAGAAAUCGAGCGCGAACGCGAACUCGAGCGCCACCGCGAAUUCGCCCGUCUAG